CACGCUCGGUGCGGGAUUGCUCGGUCGGCUCGGACGCGCGAGCUGAUAAAAUGAGUUUAUUUAAACUUGCGAACGCAGCUGUCCCGCGAAAGGCAUUUUUGAUCGGAAGCUGCGUGAUUGUGGGUAUGGCGACGUGCUUAACGUUGCGCUACUAUUGGAAACGAAGAUCCCGAAAGUACCAUGGAAGCGUCGAGAAAACGUCCGCAGAUGGAGGUAAAAGAAUCCUUGUCUUGGGGCUGGACGGUGCUGGCAAAAGUAGCCUCUUAUUGCAAUUGUCAAGACCAGAUGGGACUUCGGCACGAACGCAGCGUACUGAAGGCUUCAACGUGGUCAGCAUUAACUCUGAGAACUUUUGGGAAUUGGGUGGUUCGGCAACAAUGCGACCGUACUGGCCCAACUUUUUUCCUGGUACAAGUGUUCUUGUGUACAUGGUGAACUCUGCUGAUGGCCAGCGACUACGCUCUUCUGCUCAUGAGUUCCACAAAAUCUUGGAAGAUGAGCGGCUGAAAAAUGUGCCCAUUCUUGUACUUGCCAAUAAACAGGAUCUACCGGGAGCUAAAAGUGUCGAAGAUAUAUCCACUGCACUUGGGCUAGAUGAAUUGAAGCAGCUCAACUUCGAUGUUCACAUUAUGCCUCUGCAGAUGCCACCAGACUCAAGUUGCCGAAGCACUGCUGCUGAAGCAAAGCACAAAAUUCUUCAGUUGUCACGAGGAUGCAGUCGUACCUUGUCACUGUAAAUCUUGGCACAUGGUAGACAACAUAGCCUAACUUAUUCCCACUUAAUGGUGGCAGAGUGCACAGUACAGCUAGAUCUGAAGAGUUUGCAGUCGGCUCUGCUUUUGCCAGCUAAGGACGAUACGGUGCAGUCAGGUCACUGGCCACAAUGUGAUGGUUUAAUCUAGAGUACAAAUGGUGCAGGCAGCUUCAGCUGAGUAGAGUACUGGUUAUACAAUCUACUUGCCAGCUGUUGUAUGAAGCAGAGACCGUGACUUGCAAAAACAUAGCCCCUCAAUUUCCCAUGUUUAUAACCAAGUUCACUGCAAUGGGCUUGUGAUUGGAAAUUCAUGUAAGCACCAGCUAUGUAGUUGAAAUUAUUUUUCUAUCAUUCCACUUUUUGUAUGCAAGUAAUGUUUGUUUGAACUUGUGUUUACAAAUGGCAGCUUUGCAAAGAAACUGAAGGUGCCAGUUAACGUAUAUUUGGCCCAAGUUUACUUAACUGUGUUGAGUACUUUGUAAUAAAUAUCUUGGGUCUGAAACGUAUCCAUUGUGUUCAUGAUUUGGUGCAUGGGGUUAUGAAACACCAGUAUGUUUAGGCCAUCAGGAUGUCCAUGCUGCAUGAGCAAUGUUAGUCUUCCUUUGUCCAGAGGUUAUCUAUCAGCUCUGUAAAGCUUGAAGACAAUGCAACCAGCAAUGUUUAUUAAAAGAUGGCAC
Messenger RNA from Rhipicephalus microplus (southern cattle tick), 1431 nucleotides. RefSeq lists its product as uncharacterized. NCBI's taxonomy places the organism in Eukaryota, Metazoa, Arthropoda, Arachnida, Ixodida, Ixodidae. The record is from RefSeq and is a predicted model, not a curated record. Gene Ontology annotation, molecular function: GTP binding; GTPase activity.